GUGUUCUCCUCGUGCUCAUGAAACUCUCGCAACUGUUGCUCUCGCUCGCGCUCUACGUUCUCGGAGUCAAUGGCUUGCAGAGCUGCAAGCUCCCCAUGAGCCGUGUGGCGCGGUCCCGAGGAAUUCUGUCUGGUCUCAGCGCUCACAGUAAACUGGCGAACACGAAAGAAUACGCGUACAUGGUCAAGAUUCAACUAGGAGACCAGGACUUCUCUGCACUCCUUGACACAGGCUCCUCGGACUUUUGGAUCGUAUCUACGGACUGCAUUUCGCCUGACUGCGCUGCUGUUGCUCGGUACUCUACCAACAGCUCACGAUCUCUCAUCCCGACUACGACGCCCUUCGUUCUAACCUACCUCCUCGGCUCCGUCACUGGCUACGUCGCCUACGAAACUGUCUUUCUCGGGAUCUACGAGAUAGCGUCCCAAGCCUUUGCAAUCGCCAACAACACCCAAGACCUCGGCCUUUCCGCGACCGGCAAUUCGGGCGUCCUCGGCCUCUGCUUCCCCUCCUCCGCGAGCAUCCCCGCCACCGCGGGCAAGACCCUCCUCGAGAACCUCUUCGCCAGCUUCCCCGAGGACCAGCGCUUCUUCGCCUUCAGGCUCGGCAGGCAGACCGGUUUGAGCGACCCGACGUCGUCUUUCACUAUAGGCGAGCUUGACACGGAAAUCACGAACAGCACAGCACCGCUCUCCUUCUAUCCGGUCGUGGCGAACAGCGAUGGCGCGUAUGAUUACUGGAAGCUCGAACUGCGUCGCCUAACGAUCAAUGGGACGGUGUUCCCGCUGUCGCCUUCGCUGGUGCCGGGUGCCGCCAGCCCCAUCGCGGUCCUGGACACGGGCACGACGCUCAUGCUGGGCCCCACCAUCGACGUCGACGCGUUUUGGAACUCCAUCGGCUCGCCCGCCAUCGUGCGCAAGAGUCCUCAAGGCGGCAUGUGGGAGGUGCGUUGCGAGAGGAGCUUGCUUGUCGGCUUAGUGCUGGGCGACGACGAUCGCGAAUUUCCGAUCGACCCGCAGGAUACGAACUGGGACCAGAAGCAGAGCGCGGACGGGUGGUGUACGGGCGGGAUUCAGGCGAAUGAUGGGGUGGUGUCGGGCGAUUGGCUGUUGGGGGAUAUAUUUUUGAGGAACGUCUACGUCGUCCACCACGGCGCCAACUCGACCCACCCACCCCUCAUCGGGCUCACGAACGUCACCGACCCGCAAGACGCCCUCCAGCGCUUCCGCGACGUCCGCGGCGCGGACGUCUCGCCACCCACCACGCUUCAUAUCCAGGAAAGUCGGGCGAAUAAGGGCUCGUCGUCGAUGCUGCUGUAUACUUUGUCGUCUGCUGGAGGGUUUGUGGGGGGCGGGAUUAUCACGUUUUUGGUCCGGUUGCAUCUGAGGCGGAGGGAGUAUAGGCGUGUGCGGGGGUAGGAAUGCGUGGUGGAAUGGAUUUGUGUCAUUUGGCGGUAGCUCUAACAUUAUGGAUAGAACAAACAAGAAAAUACAUCGUGACAGAGAAGAUGUGUAUGCUGUAUGCAAGAAAGUCCAAGAAAGCUUCGGAAGAUUAUGAGCAAGGAAAAAAGAGCAUCCCAUCCACUGCCUAUUGUGCCAUCUUCUCGCGCUUCAACACCAACACGCCUCACGCUCCAACCCCUACACCCGGCAAAGUGAAGUCAAACGGCUUCGCCAACGACGCCAGCACACCGUUCCAUUCCUCCUUUCUCCGCUGCGCCUGCACGACCUGCUCCACCAUCGCCGGCGUCGGCCGGUGCCCAUAGAGGUGGAAGCAGUAGUCGGUGUUGUCGCCCGGUGCGCGGUAGAGGUAGAGCGUG
Schizophyllum commune H4-8 is the source of this 1819-nucleotide messenger RNA. RefSeq names its product acid protease. Gene Ontology annotation, molecular function: aspartic-type endopeptidase activity. The transcript is spliced from 6 exons. The record is from RefSeq and is a predicted model, not a curated record. The coding region runs from base 18 to 1418 and encodes 466 amino acids. NCBI's taxonomy places the organism in Eukaryota, Fungi, Basidiomycota, Agaricomycetes, Agaricales, Schizophyllaceae. Gene Ontology annotation, biological process: proteolysis.